ACCAAUCUCAACUAAUCUACCUUUAUAGGAAAUAUUUUUUGCAGGCACGGAGACCACGAACACUUCGCUUGAGUGGUUAAUGUCGGAUCUACUAAACAACCCCAAUUGCAUGAGAAAGGUUGAGGAGGAACUCGAGAGAAUAGUCGGAAGGGAAAGAAAGGUAGAAGAAAGCGAUAUCAAUAAACUCUUGUAUCUACAAGCGUCAGCGAAAGAGUCGUUAAGAUUGCACCCUCCCAUUCCCCUGCUACUCCCUAGGAAUUCAACCGAGGAUACAAUCUACAAUGGAUACUUUAUACCCAAAGACACUCAAGUCUUAAUAAAUGCAUAUGCAAUAGGGAGAGAUCCUGAAGUGUGGGACGACCCCUUGGAUUUCAAACCUGAGAGGUUCCUCAACAAGAAUAUAGAGACCACGGGUCAAAAUUUCGGGUUGAUCCCUUUUGGGGCAGGUAGAAGGAUAUGUAUGGGUUAUGUUUUGGGACAACGAAUGCUUCAUCUGACUACUGCAACUCUUAUCAACACAUUCCACUGGGAAGUAGAUGAUUCGACAACUCCUAAGAUGAUUGACAUGACCGAAAAGAUGGGGAUAACCCUAAAAAAAUUGGUCCCCUUAAAAAUGGUAAUAGAGAUAAUAUCUUGA
Molecule: messenger RNA, 637 nt
Organism: Impatiens glandulifera
Lineage: Eukaryota; Viridiplantae; Streptophyta; Magnoliopsida; Ericales; Balsaminaceae
Product: iridoid oxidase-like
Exons: 2
Coding region: 80-637 (185 amino acids)
Molecular function (GO): heme binding; iron ion binding; oxidoreductase activity, acting on paired donors, with incorporation or reduction of molecular oxygen
Source: RefSeq, a predicted model, not a curated record